This is a messenger RNA of Nakaseomyces glabratus, 1905 nucleotides long. It is a transcript of the gene BAP2, whose product is annotated as branched-chain amino acid permease BAP2. Gene Ontology annotation, molecular function: amino acid transmembrane transporter activity. NCBI's taxonomy places the organism in Eukaryota, Fungi, Ascomycota, Saccharomycetes, Saccharomycetales, Saccharomycetaceae. Gene Ontology annotation, biological process: amino acid transmembrane transport. Gene Ontology annotation, cellular component: membrane. The record is from RefSeq and is a predicted model, not a curated record.
AUGUUUUCCAAGGUGAAGAAUUAUGGGUCUUCAUCUAAGAAGGAAUCCACAGCGGAGGAGUUCACCAUACCGGAGUACUCCAGGGAUGACGGCGAGAAGUACGCUGGAAAUAGUAAUGACUACAGCCAGCGCGACAGCGAUAAUACAUCUAUAGAGUCAGAACCAAGAACUAAGCUUGUACAUAGGUUUGUCGACUCUUUCAAGAGAGCACAGGAUGUGCCCACAGGCCGUAAGAGCAAAGAAAUCGGCAACAAUGGCGGAUCCAAGACUAAAGGUGGCUUUGAAGAGGAUUCUCUUGACCUAGAAGGUUCUGACCAUGACUCCAUAAUAACUAACACACAUUUGAAGAAAGCGAUGAAGUCCAGACAUGUUAUGAUGAUGUCUUUAGGUACGGGUAUCGGUACUGGUCUGUUGGUCGCUAACGCUAAGGGUCUGCACUUCGGUGGGCCCGCUGCGUUGGUCAUCGGUUAUGUUCUAGUUUCCUUUGUCACAUAUUUCAUGAUUCAAGCAGCAGGUGAAAUGGCUGUCACAUACCCAACUCUUCCUGGUAAUUUCAAUGCAUACAGUUCCAUUUUUGUCUCAAAUGCGUUCGGUUUUGCCACAGUCUGGAUUUUCUGUAUCCAAUGGUUAACUGUCCUACCGCUAGAAUUGAUUACUGCCUCCUUGACUAUAAAGUAUUGGAACGACAAAAUAAACGCUGAUGUUUUCAUCGUGAUUUUCUAUGUCUUCCUGUUGUGUAUCCAUCUAUUCGGUGGUGUUAUCGCCUACGGUGAAACUGAAUUCCUGUUCAACCUAUGUAAAAUUCUCAUGGUCAUUGGUUUUAUUAUCAUGUCCAUUGUUAUUAACGCAGGUGGUGCAGGUAACAGGGAGUACAUCGGUGGCAAAUUCUGGCACGAUCCAGGUGCUUUUGCCGGUAAAACUGCAGGUUCAAGGUUCAAAGGUAUUUGUUACGUUUUGGUCAGUGGUUACUUCUCUUACGGUGGUACUGAACUGUUUGCCCUAUCUGUCAAUGAACAAUCAAAUCCAAGAAGAUCUACUCCACAAGCUUCUAAGAGUAGUUUAUACCGUAUUUUGAUUAUUUACUUAUUGACAAUGAUUUUGAUCGGCUUCAAUGUGCCUUAUGACAGUGACGAAUUGAUGGGUUCAGGUGGCUCUGCUACUCACGCUUCUCCAUAUGUCUUGGCUGCAUCAUUGAAUGGAGUUAAAAUUGCUCCUCAUUUUAUCAAUGCCGUCAUCUUGAUCUCCGUUAUUUCUGUUGCCAAUUCAUCUCUAUACGCUGCACCAAGAUUGAUGUGUUCUUUGGCUCAGCAAGGUUACGCUCCUAAAUUUUUGGAUUAUGUGGACAGACAAGGUAGACCUUUGCUUGCGUUGAUCGCUUGUUUGCUUGUUGGUGUCAUUGGUUUCGUUGCCGCCUCUCCUAAGGAAGAAGAAGUCUUUACUUGGUUGGCUGCCAUUGCAGGUUUAAGUGAACUUUUCACCUGGUCAUCCAUCAUGUUGUCUCAUGUUAGAUUUAGAAUGGCAAUGAAGUUACAGAACAGAAGUUUGGAAGAAUUAGGAUAUAAAGCCACUACUGGUAUCUAUGGUUCCAUAUAUGGUGUUUGCUUCAACUUGUUAGUCUUCGCAGCCCAGUUUUGGACCGCUCUGUUCCCAUUUGGUGGCGAUGGUAAAGCUAAUGCUAACUCUUUCUUUGCUAACUAUCUAGCUAUGCCAAUCUGGCUAGUCUUUUACUUCGGUUACAUGCUGUGGACACGUGAUUUCCAAUUAUUAAAACCACUUGAUAAAAUAGAUCUUGACUUUCAUAGAAGAAUUUAUGAUCCAGAACUAAUGAGACAAGAGGAUGAAGAAUCUAAGGAAAGACUAAGGAAUGGCUCUUUUAUGAUGAGAAUGUAUCAUUUCUGGUGUUAA